This is a messenger RNA of Microcebus murinus (gray mouse lemur), 3651 nucleotides long. The record is from RefSeq and is a predicted model, not a curated record. NCBI's taxonomy places the organism in Eukaryota, Metazoa, Chordata, Mammalia, Primates, Cheirogaleidae.
GUAUUGGGGCAGUCUUAGAACACACGCCCGCCUGAGGUGGGCAACAGCUUCUUCAACCCACCAACUACAGGCAAGUCACUGGAACCUUCCAAGCCUCCAUUUCCCCCUCCGUUCUGUGGGACCAACGGUUUCAGGUGAUUGUGCCUAGAAUCAAAACUUCAGAGACCACGAAGCACUGAACAGCAGCAGCUGCCUUUACCACAGCAAAAUUAUUCUUUCUUAUUCAAACAUAAGAGAAAACUCUGUUUCUCACUAAACAACACCAACAAAGCGAGAGACUGAGAAAACUGUUUGUAAAAGUCAACUCCCUUUUUCACUUCAGUGAGUCAUUUUUCUUUAGUAAACAGGAAUGAGAAGCUUAAAAGUUAAUCAAGAUAGAGGCAUCAUUUUAAAGUGAAAGUGUGAGGAAAUAGUGCAAAAAAAGUGCAUUCUAUUUUAAUGUACAUUGAAGGCAGAGUUUUCAGAUCUAAUCAAAGAUUUGUUUUGCCCAUCCAGCGCUGUCUGUAGUUUUUAUUUUAAAUAUUUAUCACAUUACUUUAAAUGUGGCUUUUAGAUUAUUGUAAUCCUUAGAGAGCCUCUUAAGUGAGGCUGCUUUUUUUUUUCCUUUUUGGCAGGAGCAGGAAGGUGGGGAAGUGAGCAAAGCUGUUUUCAUAGUACAUUAGGUGAAAUUUUCACAUUUUUAUUCUUUUUUCUUAGAGCAAAGACAUAUCCUGAACUGAGCACAUGUCAGAUGAGAAUCCCCGUGCAGGAUUCUGAAAUCUGCUCUCCCCAGCGUGAGCUGCUGUGCUGGCUCUGCCUGCAGUUGAGCACAAAGACCUGGAGGAGACUCGGCAUCCUUCGGGGAGAAGAAAGGAGGCGGCGAAGCAGAUUAAAGGCACUUGUGGCUCGGCUCGUGGCCUUCGGGGGAGCGCGGCCUGGGCCGGAGCGAAGUGCAUUAAGCCUCGUGGCGUGAAUGAGCCGUGAGAUGAGGCGCUGCCACCGCCGGCGCCGCCGCUGCUGACGCUCCCGCACGUCCAGCCGCCGCCUUUGUGCCGCGUGUACAUGUGUCUGUCCGGGCCGGCCGGAGGCGCCCAGCAGAGCAUCCAACACGGCCGCCGGGGAGAGAGCGCCCGCCAUGCCCACGGAGAGCCUGCAGACAGGUAGCAUGGUGAAGCCGGUCAGCGCCGCGGCCACCUUCACCUCGGCCGUGCCGCUGCGCAUCCUCAACAAGGGCCCCGACUACUUCCGCAGGCAGGCCGAGCCCAACCCCAAGCGGCUCAGCGCCGUGGAGCGGCUGGAGGCCGACAAGGCCAAGUACGUCAAGAGCCAGGAGGUGAUCAACGCCAAGCAGGAGCCCGUGAAGCCGGCCGUGCUGGCCAAGCCGCCCGUGUGCCCGGCCGCCAAGCGCGCGCUGGGCAGCCCCACGCUCAAGGUGUUCGGCAACCACGCCAAGACCGAGGGCGGCGUGCCGCGGGAGACGCUCAAGCUCGAGAUCCUCAAGAACAUCAUCAACAGCUCCGAGGGCUCCAGCUCGGGCUCGGGGCACAAGCACGGCGCGCGCAACUGGCCUUCGCACCGGCCGGACGCGCCCGACCUGCACCGCCACUCCUUCGCGGAGUCGCUGAAGGUGUACCCCACGCAGGGCCGCGCCAGCCCGCAGGAGGGCGGCUCCCACGUGAGCCGCAGGCUGCUGGAGCAGUCGGCCGACUCCUUCCUCCACGUCUCCCACAGCUCCUCGGACAUCCGCAAAGUGACCAGCGUCAAGCCCCUCAAGGCGAUCCCCUGCAGCAGCUCCGCCCCUCCCCUGCCUCCCAAGCCCAAAGUCGCAGCCAUCGCCACCGUGAAGUCCCCCGAGGCCGACCCGGUGGAGCCAGCUUGUGGAGUCAGCCGAAGACCGUCCCUCCAGCGGUCUAAGUCAGACUUGAGUGACAGGUAUUUCCGAGUGGACGCGGAUGUGGAGAGGUUCUUCAACUACUGCGGACUGGACCCGGAGGAGCUGGAAAACCUCGGGAUGGAAAACUUUGCAAGGGCUAAUUCUGACAUAAUUUCCCUCAAUUUCCGCAGCGCAAGCAUGAUCAGCUCAGACUGUGAACAGUCUCAGGAUAGUAACAGUGACCUUAGAAAUGAUGACAGUGCCAAUGACCGGGUGCCAUAUGGCAUUUCCGCCAUCGAAAGAAAUGCUAGAAUCAUCAAGUGGUUAUAUAGCAUCAAACAAGCUAGAGAGUCACAGAAGGUCUCCCACGUGUAAGAGACACCGUGGUGGAAAAGAGAGGGGUGGGUCUCUGUGCAUACGCAGUUGUGAAGGUUGUGAGGUCUCCUUGAAGUGUUGUGAGCUUCUCCACUCUUUGUGUUGCUUGUUGUGCAAUGUUUUCAAGUUGCAUGCCUGUCAACAUGGGGACUGACCUGGCUUCCACGUCACCAUCGCUGCAGAGCCUGGCUGAAUACUCGUCAUCUGCCAAAAGUUGCGGGCCAGAAUCUAAUUAGGGCUUUGCUCUUAAGCAAAACUGUUUACACGAAAACGGUAUAUGACUUAAAUAUUUAUGUGGUUCUUGUGUUUUUAUAUCUCUUGCUAUUGUGUCUUAAUUAAAAGUUUUAUCAACUGGCUUUUAAGUUGAGAGCAGAAUCUUUUUGAAAUAAAAAGCCACUUUGCCUACAUACGAGACCAUAACAAUGGUAAAAUAAAUGGGCUCUGCUACCAGACAGAUAGUGACUGAAGAAGGAACAUAGAACCAGGCUGGGUUUUCUGUGGAAUUAAAGUGGUGAGCCUGAUGUUUAUCGUUUACAUGUUGAAAUUCUCUUGCCACUUAGUGAAGCAGUCUUUGGGGUAAGGAUGCUAUGUUUAUGUCCAAUUCAGUGUGUAAAUAACAGUGGCUCUGAGUCAUACUGACCCCAAGGAAAGACGAUCAGAUGCAAUGAAGGAUGAUUAAAUCUAGGAAGUUUGGUGUUUGGGGAGUUUGCUGAUGUUGUUCCGAUUUAGGAUAAUUCAGAAAUUUCUAGUAUUAAUUUUUUGACAGGAAUGGCCACCCUGGAAGCAGAUACGGAAUGCCUUUUAAAAAAAAGACAUGGGUUUUUUUCUGAGUCAAGAACUACGAAUUUCAUGCUGUCUCUCCCUCCCGUUGUUGUUUUAUUUGGGGGGAGGGGGAGGGGCUUGUGCAGUUUUGAGCUAUCUGAAGACAUUAACAAAAAUGGAAAUACCAGCCAUAUCAGUAGAGCCUCCCAUUCAAAAGUGAGCACAUGUGGUAGCUGAACCAUAUCUGAGCAGUGUGAUUCUGUUGUCUUGCAUAUAUUACUCUCUCAGGCUGUGGGUCUUUGUUACAACUCUAAGAAACUGUAGAAACAGCACACUUAUGUAGCUUUUCCACCCUGUGGUCUCUAGUGCUGCCUAUCAACUUGUUCUCUUUUUUUCUCAAUAAGCUGUCUUCCAGGUGGUUUAGUUAGCUGCCAGCCAUCUGACAGCGUAGUGUGGCCGCGGAGAGGUAGACCCGCCAUUGGUCUGCCUCGUUGCUCUCGCCGCGCUCUGAAGUUCUCAGCAACACCACCUUAGACUUCAUCAGCUGAUAGGAAACUUUUAUGGUGUAAAUACUGUAAGACUUUGUACAUACUUCAGUUGUUAUGAAAUCUUUAAGAAAACAAAAGAAAAAGUUACGCUAAUAAAUUGCUCUGGUGCCGGCA